AUGUCUAGUCAAGCCACGUGGGUGACCGGGAUCGAAGGCAACUUUCUUCUGCAUGACGCAGUAUUGAAAUUACUGCCAGAGGGGACAGAGGUUAUCUCUGCGUUCUCUUCUGGCGUUUCUGCCUGGUCAAAGACAGCCAAGGUUUCUGUCGUGCUACCCAACGGUAGUUUGAAGAGAUACUUCCUCAAGUGUGUGUCGGGGGAAAGCGCAAAAGCCUUGGUUGAAGGGGAGUACCAGUCCGCCUACGACAUCAAUCAAGUGAUGUCCGACCUCGUGCCAAAGCCGAUUGGCUGGGGCAAAUAUCGUAGCGGAGAUACACAGGUGUAUUUCUUUCUGGGAGAUUUCCAUGAUAUGGACUUUUCUUCUGCUCCUGAGCCAGCACAAUUCACGGCCAGGAUUGCGGAACUUCAUCGAAAAGGUGUCUCGCCUAACGGCAUGUUUGGAUAUCCGGUGCCCACCGUCAUCGGCAUUAUGAAGAGAACAGUGACGUGGGAGACGAGCUGGGCCAAGUCUUUCACUCAUCAGCUGAACGAUGCCAUCGGAUAUGAUAACCAGACGAACGCUCCAUGGCCCGAGUAUGAUGCUGCGUGUAAACAAUUGAUCGAUGCAGUCAUCCCUCGAUUGCUAGGGACUUUGCAGUCCGACCGCCGCCAUAUUAUCCCGGUGUUGAUUCACGGUGAUCUUUGGGAGCGAAACGUCGGCACUGAUAGAGAGACUGGGAAAACAAUCGUCUUCGACCCCGGGUGUACUUAUGCGCACAACGAAAUGGAGUUUGGGACUUGGCGUUGUUCUUGGGCAUUCCACUUCAACUCACUAGAUUACAUGAAGUCCUACCAGCAUCAUAUCAAGCCUUCCGAGCCGGCGGACGAGUUCGACGAUCGCAAUCGCCUCUAUAGCAUAUAUCCGUACCUCAUCGAGUCUGCUGGCCAUGCAGGAAGUGCCUCUAGACAACUUGCUUAUAACGACCUGCUGUUUCUCUGCGAAAAAUACGCUCCAUUAGCCAGUCUCGACAAGUAUAACCCGAAGAUGGACAUUAGCGUCACAGGCGCGCAUGUGCCAUUUGUUGUGAAACAACUGGAGUGA
Molecule: messenger RNA, 1083 nt
Organism: Neoarthrinium moseri
Lineage: Eukaryota; Fungi; Ascomycota; Sordariomycetes; Amphisphaeriales; Apiosporaceae
Exons: 5
Coding region: 1-1083 (360 amino acids)
Source: RefSeq, a predicted model, not a curated record